AUGGAUUUCACUCAUUUCGCCCGGGCGCUACCACCAUGCCAGCCCGAUAUUCCAGAAGACGUUGCGAAUCGACGAAUGUUCGCCUGGAUCACCACAACUUUGGUACUUGUUCUAGCAGUUGUUUCUUAUGGUGCUCGUAUUUGGGCUAGAAAGAAGUCAUACCAACCGCUAAAAUGGGAUGACUUCUUGAUGGGCCUGGGGCUGCUCAUUACUUUUGAGCCUGCCAUUUGCGAGUAUCUUCUUAUGGCGAAUGGCCUCGGCCAUCAUGUUUGCAACGUUCCUGCCGAUCAAAGGCAGCGCUUCCUCCAUAUUACAUUCGCACUUCAACGAGCCAACCAGCCGGCUCUUCUCUGCAUCAAACUUUCAAUUCUAGCCUUCUACAUGCGUCUCUUUCCCUCGAAGAGGUUCGGAUAUUUUGUUUGGGCUAAUGUUGCAUACACCAUUAUCUGGGCAGUCGUGUCAUGGGUAGUUAAUCUAACAGUUUGCUCUCCUAUUGCAUACUAUUAUGACAAGACAAUAAAGGGAGGGACUUGCAGGAACCAAGUCAUCAGCGGCACGGCCAAUGGCGCUUUCUCUCUACUUGGCGAUGUCUUUAUUCUGGCCUUGCCUCUUCCCAUCAUUUGGGGCCUUCAAGUAAAUAUGCGACGUAGAAUUGCUUUGAUCGGUAUCUUCUUACUUGGCACUCUGUCUUGUGUUAGCAGCGCUAUCCGCAUUGCCGCCCUCGUUAACUUCACUCCGCUUGAUGGCACCUACAGCCAAGUCUAUGCAUCCGGUUGGACCUUUAUGGAAAUGGGAUUCGCGGUCAUCGGUGGCAACCUUCCUCUCCUCAAGCCUCUUUUCGAGUCUUUCUUCCGUCUAUCAACUGGCAGCACCAACAAGAGCAAGAGCAACAGCAGCUUUCCCACCAAUGGAUCGCUUUCCGGUCCAAACGUCAGCGGCAAGAGUCGGAAAUUUACUUCCUCCAAGCGCGAUCAUCUCGAUGCCGAUGGAUUUGAGCGUAUUAGCGAUGAUGGCAGUGCUGGGAACACGCAACCAAACAGCAUACGGGAUAUUGAGUUGGGUGACAGGACAAUAUUGGUCAAAAAGGAUGUGACAAUCACAACGGAUCCAGCUAGGCCAGAACACGAAAAGGAGUUUGUCAACAGGAUACAGUCCUUCAGGCAUUAA
Messenger RNA from Venustampulla echinocandica, 1167 nucleotides. RefSeq lists its product as uncharacterized. NCBI's taxonomy places the organism in Eukaryota, Fungi, Ascomycota, Leotiomycetes, Helotiales, Pleuroascaceae. The record is from RefSeq and is a predicted model, not a curated record. The transcript has 4 exons. Bases 1 to 1167 code for a protein of 388 amino acids.